Molecule: messenger RNA, 1449 nt
Organism: Diospyros lotus (date-plum)
Lineage: Eukaryota; Viridiplantae; Streptophyta; Magnoliopsida; Ericales; Ebenaceae
Product: vignain-like
Exons: 4
Coding region: 1-1074 (357 amino acids)
Cellular component (GO): lysosome
Molecular function (GO): cysteine-type endopeptidase activity
Source: RefSeq, a predicted model, not a curated record
AUGGAGUUGGGAAAGCUUCUGGUGGCGGUUCUUUCACUGGCUCUGGUUUUUGGGGCGGUCAGGAGCUUUGAUUUUACUGAAGAGGACUUGGCUUCUGAAGAGAGAUUGUGGGACUUGUACGAGAGGUGGCGGAGCCAGCAUCGGGUGUCCCGGGACCUCGACGAGAAGCGGCAGCGUUUCAACGUGUUCAAGAUGAAUGUGCAGUAUAUUCACAGGGUGAACAAGAUGGACAGGCCUUACAAGCUGAAACUCAACAAGUUUGGAGACCUGACCAGCCACGAGUUCAGAUGCAGUUACAGCUCCAACAUUAAGCACUUCCGGAUGCUCCGGGGCAGCCGAGGCUGCACCAGCUUCAUGUACGAGAAGGCCAGCAAUCUGCCACCGUCCGUCGAUUGGAGGAGGAAUGGUGCAGUCACUGGUGUCAAAGACCAAGGCAGAUGUGGUAGCUGCUGGGCAUUCUCAGCUGUCGUUGCAGUGGAGGGCAUUAACAAGAUCAAAACAAAUGAGCUAGUUUCUUUGUCCGAGCAAGAACUGGUGGAUUGUGAAAAGGAUAAUGAAGGAUGCAAUGGAGGACUAAUGGAAAAUGCAUUUGAGUUCAUCAAGAAAACUAGGGGGCUGACAGCCGAGUGGAUAUACCCUUACAGAGCAAGAGAUGGCAACUGUGAUUCAGCAAAAAUGAAUUCCCCGGUGGUGAUGAUUGAUGGGCAUGAAAACGUACCUAUCAACAAUGAAUACGCCUUGAAGAAAGCUGUUGCACAUCAGCCUGUGUCCGUUGCAAUAGAUGCCGGCGGUUCUGAUCUUCAAUUCUAUUCAGAGGGAGUUUUCAAUGGGCACUGUGGAACAGAGCUGGACCAUGGGGUGGCAGUCGUGGGCUAUGGAACAACUCUGGAUGGCACCAAAUACUGGAUAGUAAAGAAUUCAUGGGGACCAGAAUGGGGAGAACAUGGCUACAUAAGGAUGCAGCGCAUGGUGGGUGCAGAAGAGGGACUGUGUGGAAUAGCAAUGGAAGCCUCUUACCCCAUCAAGUUGUCCUCAAACAAUCCCCAAAGAGAACCUUUUAAAGAUGAGCUCUAGAUUUUCAUACACAGUACUAUGUAGCCUUGUUGCAGCUUUAGGUCACACUGAGAGGUUAGGAUCCUCAAUCUGAACAAAUAAAUCUUUUGUCUGUAAGAUAAUAUGGUUCUGUAAGGGGAGUUGUGCAUAGUUUUGGUUGGUUUUACACUUUAAUGUACUAGUUUGGAUGAUAAUAAGAUUGCGCCAAAUGUAAAUGACAGUUCACAAACAUGAGACCAAUCCUUUUUCUUUUAUUAAUUUAAGUUGUUGUCACACACAACCUUUUAAGGCCAUUAUUAACAGUUUACCACCAAGUUCUCUUAACCCUGCCUCUUUAUCUCUUUUUGUUAUAAAUUUCUUAAUUCCAUGUACUCUCCUCAGAAGUGUGUGUUGAUC